AUGUCUGAUUCAACGCCCACUAUCAACUUUAUUAAUUUUAAUCAAACCGGAACAUGUAUAUCCCUUGGGACAUCAAGAGGGUUCAAGAUAUUCAAUUGUGAGCCCUUUGGUAAAUUUUACUCGGAAGACAGUGGUGGUUAUGCUAUCGUCGAGAUGCUUUUCUCCACGUCGUUGUUGGCCCUUGUUGGCAUAGGUGACCAACCUGCGCUUUCGCCAAGGAGGUUGCGUAUAAUAAAUACAAAGAAACACUCCGUUAUUUGUGAGGUAACCUUUCCAACGUCUAUAUUGAGUGUCAAGAUGAACAAAUCUCGAUUGGUGGUGCUCUUGCAGGAGCAGAUUUAUAUUUAUGACAUUAAUACUAUGAGAUUAUUGCAUACUAUAGAAACAAACUCCAACCCACGUGGCCUUAUGGCCAUGUCCCCUUCAGUCGCUAAUAGCUACUUAGUGUACCCAUCGCCACCGAAGGUAAUUAACUCCGAAAUAAAGGCACAUGCCACUACAAAUAAUAUCACACUAUCAGUGGGUGGCAACACAGAGGCUGGUUUCAAGAGAGAUCAGCAGGACAACUGCAACGAUGACAUCAAUGACUCGGAUCAGUAUUCAAGUUUUACAAAAAGAGAUGAUGCUGACCCAGCAAGCAACAACGGCGGUAAAAGUAGCAUAAUAAAGAAUGGGGACGUGAUUGUGUUCAACUUGGAGACUUUACAACCCACAAUGGUCAUCGAAGCUCACAAGGGAGAAAUUGCUGCAAUGGCGACUAGUUUCGAUGGGACGUUAAUGGCCACAGCUUCUGAUAAAGGAACCAUCAUCAGAGUGUUUGAUAUCGAAACGGGUGCUAAGAUCUAUCAAUUUAGAAGAGGUACGUACGCGACAAGGAUCUACUCCAUAUCAUUCAGUGAAGACAACCACUACUUGGCGGUUACAGGUUCCUCCAAAACCGUGCAUAUCUUUAAACUGGGACACUCGAUGGGCAGCAACAGAUUGGACAGCGAUGAGAGCAACAUGGAAGAAGUCACAGCUGAUGACUCGUCGUUGGACACUAACAGUUUCGACGCAUUAAGUGACGAGGAAAACUCAACAAGACUGGCAAGAGAACCGUACGUGGACGCGUCAAGAAAGACGAUGGGUCGGAUGAUACGCUACUCUUCUCAGAAGCUAUCCCGAAGAGCCGCCAGAACACUGGGACAAAUCUUCCCCAUCAAAGUCACCUCACUCUUGGAAUCCUCGCGGCAUUUCGCGUCUUUGAAACUCCCCAUUGAGACGAAUUCCCAUGUGAUGACCAUAUCUAGUAUAGGCUCUCCUAUAGAUAUAGACACGUCAGAAUACCCGGAACUUUUCGAAACAGGCAGUUCCGUAGGUACAGAGCCCCAUCGCGACCCCAUAAUGAAGAUGAUUCCCAUCAGAGUUGUUUCGUCGGACGGUUACCUGUACAACUUCGUCAUGGACCCCGAAAGAGGCGGUGAUUGCUUAAUACUUUCGCAAUACUCUAUUUUGAUGGAUUAA
Molecule: messenger RNA, 1503 nt
Organism: Saccharomyces eubayanus
Lineage: Eukaryota; Fungi; Ascomycota; Saccharomycetes; Saccharomycetales; Saccharomycetaceae
Gene: ATG18
Product: phosphoinositide binding protein ATG18
Exons: 1
Coding region: 1-1503 (500 amino acids)
Biological process (GO): protein lipidation; autophagy of mitochondrion; nucleophagy
Cellular component (GO): cytosol; extrinsic component of membrane; phagophore assembly site membrane
Molecular function (GO): phosphatidylinositol-3-phosphate binding; protein binding; phosphatidylinositol-3,5-bisphosphate binding
Source: RefSeq, a predicted model, not a curated record